Messenger RNA from Nilaparvata lugens (brown planthopper), 3383 nucleotides. It is a transcript of the gene Rev1, whose product is annotated as DNA repair protein REV1. Gene Ontology annotation, biological process: error-prone translesion synthesis; error-free translesion synthesis. The transcript is spliced from 12 exons. Gene Ontology annotation, cellular component: nucleus. Gene Ontology annotation, molecular function: DNA-directed DNA polymerase activity; damaged DNA binding; deoxycytidyl transferase activity. The coding region runs from base 140 to 3196 and encodes 1018 amino acids. The record is from RefSeq and is a predicted model, not a curated record. NCBI's taxonomy places the organism in Eukaryota, Metazoa, Arthropoda, Insecta, Hemiptera, Delphacidae.
AGACCGAGAGUGGUUUGUAAACAAACUACUCUAGAUCAAAUCUGUAGGUUAUGAUUGAGUUUUUUUGUUAAUUAUUUAAUUUUUCAAAUACUUAAACCCAUAAUUUAUUUUAGUUAAUAGUCUCUACAAGAUAACAAAAAUGCUGAAGAGCAAGAGAUUGAAACGAAAAGAUCCUGAUGAAACUGAAGACUGGGGAAAAUAUAUGGACUUGAAGAAAAGGAAGCUGCAAGAACAGUUCACGUCUGAAUCAGAAAAUGUGAAGAAAAGUAGUGUUGGCAGCAAUCUUUUCCAGGGAGUCUCAAUAUUUGUCAAUGGAUUUACAGUUCCAUCAGCGGAUGAGCUUCGAUUAUUGAUGAUGAAGUAUGGCGGAGUUUAUCAUCACUACCAUCGGCCAAGAAUAACUACUCAUAUAAUAGCGAGCAAUCUACCUGAUGUCAAAAUCAAACAAUUCAACUUCGACAAAAUAAAACUUGUUAAGCCAGAAUGGAUCACUGAUAGCAUUAAAGAAAAUAGAAUUCUUGAUUAUAAAAUGUACAUGCUCUAUUCCAAUCAGUCAAAAACUCAACCAAAAUUGAAAUUUGAAAUUAUGAAGCAUUCGAGUUGUAAAACUUUAAUGAGUUCUAAGGUUGAGGACGAAAUGAAGGAGAAAUGUCUCAAAUCUGAGUGUGCUGUUGUUAUAAGCCCCAAUGAUAGGCCUUCUUUUGAAAGAAUCAAUACAUCGUCAAAUUUCGAUGUAGAUGAAGGUUCAAAUCCUAUUCAAGAAGAAAUUGUUGCAGCAGAAGACCUUCCUGGAUCAUCACCAGAGAAAGCUAAUUUAGAGGUUGACGAAAGAACUCUAGCAAGAAAUGAUAGAAUACCUGAUACGAAUUAUCGUAGUCACCAUUCCAAGUCUGUUGAAAACCCCGUUAUAAAUAAGUGCAAUUCUUAUACGAAAACAGCUUCUGAAGAAAACUUUCUAGAUGAAUUCUAUAGUAAUUCACGUCUUCAUCAUAUUUCAACCAUGGGAGCUACAUUCAAGCAAUACGUGAAUGAUUUAAGAGAAAAGAGCGAUAAUACCUUCCCAGCUAUAGAUGAGUUGAAGCAGUGGUCAUUACAACACAAACCAACCACUUCGAUCGAUAUUGCUGAUGAAGACAGUCACUUUGAUUGCAUGCAAAGUCAGAAGGAUACCGAUGAAAGUGUAAUCAUGCAUAUAGACAUGGAUUGCUUUUUUGUUUCCGUUGGAAUAAGGAAUAGACCGGAACUUAGAGGACAUCCUGUAGCUGUAACUCAUGCUAAAGCCAACGCUCAGGUUCAGCCUAGGAAGGGUGUAGAUAGGAAAACUGAAAUAGACAUCUACAAAACACGAAGAAACGAAAGGUACAAAUCGACAUCAACAGAGAAUAAAAAUGUAGAUAGCAAUGUCAGUGAAGUUGAUGCUAGACAUAGUUGGGUGGAUGUGAUUGGUGAGUUGGAUUCCAUGUCCGAAAUAGCUUCAUGUAGUUAUGAAGCAAGGAGUGCUGGUGUGAAAAAUGGCAUGUUUCUCGGACAAGCAAUUAAAUUGUGUCCGAAUCUCAAAACAAUACCAUACGAUUUUGAAGAUUACAAACAGGUUUCCUACACUCUCUACAAUACAGUUGCAGAGUUCACCUUGGACAUUGAAGCUGUCAGUUGUGAUGAAAUGUUUGUUGACUGUUCUCGACUACUGAAAAAAUCAUGCUCGACACCAUCAGACUUUGCGACAUUCCUAAGGCAACGCAUCAAAGAUAGAACCGGUUGCCCAUGCUCCACUGGUUUUGGUGUGAACAGACUACAAGCUCGUUUGGCAACAAAAAAGGCAAAGCCUAAUGGACAGUAUCACAUCCAAAGCCGCGACAUUCUGACAUUCAUAAGAGACAUCAGAGUUGCUGACCUUCCAGGUGUUGGAAGAUCUCUGUCUUACAGGCUGUCUGAAAUGGGAAUUCAGACAUGCGAAGAAUUGCAAAAUGAAUCACUAGUCAAGUUACAAAAACUAUUUGGAAUGAAGACAGGAGGAACUCUAUAUAAUUUCGACCAUAACUUUGGUCAUUUUCAUUUCCUUAAACGACUGAGUUGUGAGGUUGAAAAACGCCUACACGAAGUUCAGAUGAGAGCAAGAUGCAUAACCCUGAAAUUGAUGGUAAAAGCAAAAGGGGCACCUGAGGAAACCGCAAAAUUUCUCGGUCAUGGUGUGUGUGAUAAUGUAGCUAAAUCAUCCACAUUGAAUUUACCUGUCUCUGAUGCCUCUUCAAUACUCAGGGAAGUGAUUUUGAUUUACAAAAGGUUGAAGGUGAAUCCACAAGAUUUAAGAGGAGUUGGAAUACAGUUGUCGCGUUUGGAGUCUGCAAAGCCCACCAAAACGAACACAGCUAUUGAUAAAUUUCUGCGACGAGUUGAUAAUUCCAAACCGGGAACCUCAUCGUCCAAAUCAACAGCCUGCUCUCCCACCAAACAAGUGACAGCACAAAAGAUUGAGAGAGGUUUUGCUGUAAAAACGAGAAUUAAUGAACAUGAAAAUGCCUCCAGCUCCUCAAACUUUGAGUGCCCACCAAAUUUGGAUGAAGAGUUCCUAGCAGCAUUGCCUGAGGAUAUUAAAUUAGAGCUCCUGAGAGAUCGUAACCUCCUCAACGAACAAAUGAAAUUGGUGAAUGAAAAUCAGGAAUUAGAUAAAAGUGAAGAAAUCCAUGCAAACCGUCUCAAUUCUGAAGAUGAAAUUCAUAAUCUUACUAUAUCUCAGAUUGAUGAGUCUUUCUUGGCUGCACUGCCAACAUGCUUGAAAGAAGAGAUCACAGAGAGAGCUUUGAAAAACCGACAAAACAAGAUGGCGGCUCUUGUAGAGGAAAAAGGAUCCCAAGAAGAUGGUUAUCCAGAGGCUGAAAGUUCGAUUACUACAGAAGAGCCCAUUUCGUUGGAUGAGGUGAGGGAUAUGGCUCGUGCUUGGGUCUCACAACAGCCAGAACCCCAGGAGGCAGAUAUUCAGACAUUCGCUUCUUAUCUGAAUAAAUUCAUUCUAAGUCAUCAAUUGGAUAGCUUGAAUAUCGCCAUCAAUACUUUAUGCAGAUCAAUCUUAUCAAAAAAUGAAAACUUGAUGUGGAAAAAAGGAUACCACUUAGUAAUCGAACUUGUCCAGGAAACAAUGAGAAUAGAGUAUGGUGGUCCACUGUAUUUGGACAAUGAAUUGCACAGAGUUGACAGGUGACCAAUAACAUGUUCACAUUGUUGCUAUCUACUUAUUAUGAUAUUCAUGAAUGGUUUGUUUGUGAAACACGUAAUGGGACUGAAAGUAAUGGAAAGUAUGGUUAUCUUGCAUUUGCAAAAUCAAAUAUGGACCUCAAAUGUAAUGAUUGUUAAAUUUUUAAAAAUAUAUUUAUGUUAUCUUCAGUAUA